Messenger RNA from Tuber aestivum (summer truffle), 1623 nucleotides. The record is from the annotation of a GenBank genome assembly. Lineage: Eukaryota; Fungi; Ascomycota; Pezizomycetes; Pezizales; Tuberaceae.
GCUGCGCAUUCGCGUUCCAAAAGCGUCCACCUAAUCCCACCCCUUCGCUCGCUCCCGCAAUCCUUCCUUCUUCUUCUAUCGAUAAUACUCCCAUGCGUUCUUCUUCUAGUUUCCAUUCGUACACUUUGAUGUCCCGUGCAGUUUGGAUAGCCCUGCUAUUCAUGCUAUCCUAUGCCCCCACCCGGGGAGCCGCUGGAGCAGCAUUCAUUGGUCGCGCCAGGGUCGAACAUGUCGGCCGAGUGAUGUCGUAUGGAUUAGAUCCCCGCGGCGAACGCAAGGGCAACAGUCUUAUUGGUACCGGAUGGGUGGGAGCAGACACCGCCCAGAGCGCGCGAAACAAAGGGCCCAACGAGGCGGUGGGACAUGCGAGCAACAGUAGUCGGUAAGUUCAUCCUUCCUAUCCCCCCCCCUUCUCAGAGAUUGAUGAUGUUGCCCGUUCCUUCCCUCCCGGCUUACUCCGCCUAUUUGUUUCAACUACCCCAUUUACUCUUUCCUCUGCUUAGUAUUGUUUUUUUCCCCUUUUCUUUUUCUUCCUCCUCUCUCUCUCUCUCUCUCACUUCGGUAGGCAUGGCCAUGAAGUAAAGAGCAGAAGGAAAAAAAGAAAAAAAAAUAGUAUUCUCAUGGCAAGGAAAUCAUGCUUGUGCGCACAUUUGCUUGUUUCUUCCCACCCCCCUCCCCCCCCACACACACCUCCCCCAUCAUACUCCGGGGUGGAAAAAAAAAAAAAAAAAAAAGUAAAAGGGAAAAAACAACGGUGACAUAUGGCACCCACUGUACGCGCAAGGCUAAUCAUUGGAACGAACGGAUCAUAUGAGGCGAUAUAUUCUAGAACCGACACGGCACUUUUAAUCACCAUCGGAACUUUAAUCCCCCUAUGCCUAUUGGCCAUCUGGCUCCUCGUCCAUAUGAGAAAACGCCCAGCAGAACCAAGGAAUGAUCCCGAACACCAGGCUAACGAGUAUUACGACCCAGCCGCAUACCCGCUAGGUCUCGUCUCACAACUGCGGCUGCCACAGUCGGGGCCAAGAUCAACCAUUCCCGGUAUACCACCAUCACCACCACCACCACCACCACCAGCCCACCAGAACGGACAAAACGGACAACACGGGACAGAAACUUCUCUCACUUACCCCCUCACUUCCGCUGGCGCAUCUUCGACUGCCCUUGCCGAAAAUAGAGUAGAGGAGACCCCACGCCCUUCGAUAUUCACCAGGCUAAGGUCCUGGUGGAACUACGAGACCCCACUGACACAGAACGAACAUAGGGAGAUCAACAGGAUGGGGGCAGGAAGAGGAGAAGGAGAAGGAUCCCUUGUUUUUGGGGACAUAGACUUGACCGAGUUGGUAUACUCCUUGCGGCACCUAUGAUGCCACACACUAGCGGCGGGAAGGGGGGGGGGAAGGGAAGGGAAGGCUACGUGCCGUGUGAUACCUGCAUCGAUACUCGAAUCUGCAUAUAGACAUGAACUGGAGAGAACCGACACGCGACAAAAACCAAACGGAUAAAAAUAAUAUAAAAAAUAAAAUAAAAAAAAACAGCUCCUUCAGGUAGUGCACAUUAACAAAAAGCUGUAUAUAUCAAACCAUUAAAAACUGACCUAUUAAUAACAUUAUGCUUCAUCAU